CAAUCCACUAUUUACUUAUGAGUUACAUGAUUCCUUAAUCAUUCCUUGUCUUCCUUCUUCUAUUUCGUGAAAACAAAAGUUGGCUUAUUCCACACCACUGUGAGUUUAGAAAACAAAAACAUUUGCUGAAUGCCUCUCCUCUCAGUUCCAUCCACCACCAAAACCCUAAAUUCUCCAUCCCCUUUCUAUCACCACCAUGCCACUUUCUUCCAAUCCAAAUCCAAAUCCAAAUUCAAAUUCAAACCCAAAUUUCAAUUUCAUCCAAUUCUCAAUCUCAGUAUCGCGUGUAAAAGUCUCGAUGUCGCAGUCUCUCCCGAUUCGAAGCUGAGAAGCGUUGGAUCCAAACACGUUGAUGUUGCCACUUUGGGUAAUCUUUGUGUUGAUAUUGUUCUCAAUGUUCCUCAAUUGCCUCCUUCUUCCGUUCAACAACGUAAAGCUUUCAUGGAACAUUUGGCUUCCUCUCCACCUCCCAAGAAACAUUGGGAAGCUGGUGGGAACUGCAAUAUGGCCAUAGCAGCUGCAAGGCUAGGACUUAACUGUGUAUCAAUUGGUCAUGUUGGUAAGGAAAUCUAUGGGAACUUUCUGUCGGAUGUGCUUCGUGAUGAGGGAAUUGGCAUGGUUGGGAUGAGUACUAAUGAUGAUACUGUCAGCUGUUCUGGUGCCUCUUAUGAAACACUUCUAUGCUGGGUUCUCGUUGAUCCUUUACAAAGACAUGGGUUUUGUAGUCGAGCUGAUUUUAGCAAGGAUCCUGCAUUUAAUUGGCUGAACAAAAUGUCCAGAGAAGCAAAAUUAGCUAUUAAAAAUUCAAAGGUUUUGUUUUGUAAUGGAUAUGGAUUUGAUGAUUUCUCUCCUGGUUUACUACUCUCAGUAGUGGACUGUGCUGUUGAAGUUGGCACAUCAAUCUUCUUUGAUCCUGGACCACGUGGAAAGAGCCUCUCCUCUGGGACUCAAGAACAACAGAGAGCUCUUAACCAGUUUCUGAGGAUGAGUGACGUUCUUCUUCUAACAUCUGACGAGGCUGAGUCAUUAACUGGCAUAGGAGAUCCGAUAUUAGCUGGGCAAGAGUUGCUUAAAAGAGGGAUCCGCACAAAGUGGGUGAUUGUAAAAAUGGGUCUUAAGGGUUCAAUUCUAAUAACUUCAUCAAGUAUAGCGUGUGCACCUGCAUUUAAGGUGAACAUUGUUGACAGUGUUGGGUGUGGAGACAGUUUUGUAGCUGCUAUUGCAUAUGGUUUUAUACAUAAAUUGCCAAUGGUUAAUACAUUAGCAUUUGCAAAUGCAGUAGGUGCGGCAACAGCCAUGGGCUGUGGUGCCGGUAGGAAUGUAGCAUCUCUGGAAAAGGUAGUAGAUAUAUUAAGAUCAUCGAGCUUCCAUGAAGAUCGUGAAUUUUGGACCGACAUUCUUGAAAAGAAAGUGAUAGAUCAGGAAGUAACAUGUCUGUCAAAUAUUGUGAUGAAUGGAAACAGAAAUCAUGUCAACUUUAUCCCAUUUGACAAGGUUGCCUCUGAGCUCUUGCCCAAGCUUGAGUUUCCACAGACAGUGGAGAAUGUGCCAACUUGAUGUUUUGACAGUUGAUUGCCACUCAUGUGAACUAACCCUUCUCUGGAUUCUCUCAACUUUUUGGCUCCUUUAUCCUCUAAAAGUCUAAAAGUAAGCGUUAAGACAGCAGAGUUUUAUCUCUGAAAAACACAUUGUUUUGAGCAAGUAUAUGACGUAGCUGCUCAUCAAACAAUUUAGCUGAUUUCUUUCGUUCCAGUCUCAAGUAUAUUCCUUUGAUGUCAAGGGUAUUUUUCCUCCCAUAAAGGGUGAGGCAGAGCUUUUAUCCUCUGGCAGAUUACAUUUCUUUUGGCUUCAUUUUUGCAUGAAUGCUUCUCAAGUAGUGAUAUGUAAUAGUCUCUAUAAUACAUAUUUUGAUAGUUAAUUGAUGGCAGAGGGAAAAGUGGUUUGUAUGAAUUUUAAUAUUUUGAAUAGGGAUUAUGUUAUUAUGAUUAUGAUACUUCAUGGUUGGAAUUAGAUACAAACAUGUGACAAAUGUUCUUCACC
Medicago truncatula (barrel medic) is the source of this 2040-nucleotide messenger RNA. RefSeq names its product fructokinase-1. The coding region runs from base 130 to 1557 and encodes 475 amino acids. NCBI's taxonomy places the organism in Eukaryota, Viridiplantae, Streptophyta, Magnoliopsida, Fabales, Fabaceae. The transcript has 5 exons. The record is from RefSeq and is a predicted model, not a curated record.